Epinephelus fuscoguttatus (brown-marbled grouper) is the source of this 8791-nucleotide messenger RNA. RefSeq names its product disco-interacting protein 2 homolog A (gene dip2a). NCBI's taxonomy places the organism in Eukaryota, Metazoa, Chordata, Actinopteri, Perciformes, Serranidae. Bases 397 to 5238 code for a protein of 1613 amino acids. The transcript has 40 exons. The record is from RefSeq and is a predicted model, not a curated record. Gene Ontology annotation, cellular component: cell surface.
GCUAUGAUGCAAUGGCGACUGCGCCGUGGGAAGCGAGCGAGGAGUUGAAUGAGUUCCCUCCACAGUUGAAGUGAAGCAGCCGCCGACAGUCAGGACAACGUCAGUGCCGAGGGACAGACAGCGGGCAGGGAGACACUGGCAGGGCCCCGUCCUACCACACUACAUGGACACACACAGCCAGGUGUGUCUGCUAGCCUCGCAGCUAGCCGUGUCAUGACGUUUGGAGACAUUUCUCACACAUCUGUACGACGUUGCAGCGAGACGAGCACCAACACCCUCUUUGCCCUCCGUAGCCGAAAACAAGUGAGGAGGCGUUGUUGUUUUUAAUUCUUUAUAACAUUUCUGGUCGCAGUCCUCCUCUCCGGCGACUCAGUGGACCUAUUUGUGCUUCUUACCAUGGCUGAAAGAACCUCCACCGGGUUGCUAACGAUGAUGUUGGAGCCCACGCCGGCUGUCGCUAUGACCCUGCCAGCGGAGGUCCGGGAGAAGCUGGCGGAGCUGGAGCUGGAGCUCUCUGAGGGGGACAUCACUCAGAAGGGCUAUGAGAAGAAAAGAGGCAAGCUGUUGGCACCGUACAUCCCGCAGAUACAAGGUGUAGAUCCCUCUCUGCAAAUUGACAACAGGAUCCAGGCCUCCUCCCAAGCUGUUCUCCCAGGUUCCAAACACAACAAAUCCCGGGCGGCCAACACCCGGGAUGAACGCUUCAGAUCUGAUUUGCACACAGAAGCCGUCCAAGCAGCUUUGGCAAAGUACAAGGAGAGGAAGAUGCCAAUGCCCUCCAAGAGACGAUCGGUGUUAGUUCAGUCUUCUGUUGAGGCAUGCACCCCGCCAGACACCUCCUCAGCGUCAGAAGACGAGGGCUCGCUGCGCCGGCAGGGACGUCUGGCCACCUCCACGCCCUACCAGGGCCACGGCCACCCAGCCGUUGAGCACUGGUUUAACCGUGUCAUCCAGGGUUCGUCCACCUCAUCCUCCGCGUCAUCCACUUCAUCCCACCCGGGAGGGAGAUCCGUCACCACCACCAACACCACUGCCCACGCAGCCCUCAACGCCAACGCUGCAGCUACCGCUCUGGCCGACCUUAUGGCACACACCCAGCUAGAUAACCACUCAGCGCCCCCCGAUGUGACGGGGCUGUCGGAGCGCUCCUCGCAUCAUGCGGAGCGGCCCCAGGUGGCCUCGGUGCGAGGCGUUUCCCGGGGCUACAACCACCACACCAGCGUCAUGGAGACUGCAGAUGGCUGUGAGUGGAGAAGUGAAGGAUCCCUCAGUUUAAUGGAUGGUGUUCCAGUCAACAGUCGUGUCUCCUCCAAAAUCCAGCAGCUGCUCAACACUCUGAAGAGACCAAAGCGACCGCCGUUGCGAGAGUUCUUUGUCGACGACUUUGAGGAGCUUUUGGAUGUUCAGCAGCCGGAUCCCAACCAGCCAAAGCCAGAAGGCCAGCACAUGAGUCCCUUGGAAGGAGAGCCUCUCGGGGUGGUCAACAACUGGCCUCCAUCUUUGCCAGCAGCCUUACAGCGGUGGGGCACCACUCAGCCCAAGAACCCCUGUCUGACGGCACUCGACAAUGCUGGCAAGCCUGUCUACACACUCACCUAUGGUAAACUAUGGACCCGCAGCCAGAAACUGGCCUACACUCUUCUUAACAAGCUGAGCACCAGGAAUGAGCCUUUGCUGAUGCCUGGCGACAGAGUUGCACUUGUUUUCCCCAACAACGACCCAGUGAUGUUCAUGGUGGCCUUCUACGGCUGCCUCCUGGCAGAGCUGGUACCUGUGCCUAUUGAAGUGCCGCUGACCAGAAAGGAUGCAGGAAGUCAACAGAUUGGUUUUCUGUUGGGCAGCUGUGGCGUCACGUUGGCACUGACCACUGACGCUUGUCAGAAAGGCUUGCCCAAAGCACAAACCGGGGAGGUAGCCACUUUCAAAGGUUGGCCGCGGUUGCUGUGGUUUGUGACAGAUGGAAAACAUGUCGUAAAGCCUCCGAAAGACUGGCAUCCUCCGAUACGGGAAGCAAGUAAUGACAUAGCCUACAUAGAGUACAAAACCAGCAAGGAGGGAAGCACCAUGGGGAUCACAGUGUCCCAUUCAGCCAUGCUGGCUCACUGUCACGCCCUCACACAGGCCUGCGGCUACACUGAAGCUGAGACCAUAACCAACGUCCUGGACUUCAAGAGAGAAGCAGGAUUAUGGCAUGGUGUCCUUACUAGUGUCAUGAAUAGGAUGCACGUGAUCAGCAUUCCUUACUCCCUGAUGAAAGUCAACCCCCUCUCUUGGAUACAGAAGGUGCACACGUACAAAGCUCGGGUGGCGGUGGUGAAGUCGAGGGACAUGCACUGGUCUCUGCUGGCCCAGAGAGACCAGAGAGACAUCAGCCUCAGCUCGCUGCGCAUGCUCAUCGUAGCUGACGGAGCCAACCCAUGGUCGAUAUCCUCCUGCGACGCCUUCCUCAACGUGUUUCAGGCACGUGGGCUGCGACCUGAGGUGAUCUGUCCAUGUGCCAGCUCUUCAGAAGCCAUGACUGUCGCCAUCCGCAGACCUCCAGAGAUGGGUGUUCCUCCUCCAGGGAAGGCGGUGCUGUCUAUGGGCGGGCUGAGCCACAGUGUGAUCCGUGUGGACACAGAGGAGAAACUCUCUGUCCUCACAGUGCAGGAUGUGGGACAGGUCAUGCCUGGAGCUCUGGUUUGUGUGGUGCGGGUGGAGGGGACACCCUAUCUCUGUCAGACAGAUGAGGUUGGAGAAAUCUGCGUGAGCUCAGGUAGCACGGGUGUAGCUUACUACGGGCUCCCAGGCAUGACCAAGAACAUCUUUGAGACCAUCCCUGUAACAUCAUCGGGGAUUCCUAUCAGCGACAGACCAUUCACCAGAACUUCACUGUUGGGCUUUGUGGGACCGGACAGCCUUGUGUUUGUUGUGGGGAAGAUGGAUGGCCUCAUGGUGGUCAGUGGACGGAGACACAAUGCUGAUGACGUGGUUGCCACAGCACUGGCAGUGGAGCCCAUGAAGUUUGUGUACAGGGGGAGGAUAGCAGUGUUUUCUGUGUCCGUGUUGCGUGACGAGAGGAUCGUCGUUGUAGCAGAGCAGAGGCCAGACGCCUCUGAGGAGGACAGCUUCCAGUGGAUGAGUCGCGUCCUUCAGGCCAUAGACAGCAUCCACCAGGUCGGGGUGUACUGCCUGGCUCUGGUGCCUGCCAACACGCUUCCUAAGGCGCCCCUGGGCGGCAUCCAUAUAUCUGAGACCAAACAGCGCUUCCUGGAGGGCGCAUUGCACCCCUGCAAUGUCCUCAUGUGCCCUCACACAUGUGUCACCAACCUGCCCAAGCCAAGACAAAAACAGCCAGAGGUUGGUCCUGCUUCCAUGAUAGUGGGCAACCUGGUGGCAGGAAAGAGGAUAGCACAGGCCUGUGGGAGAGACGUGGCCCAGCUUGAGGACAAUGACCAGGCACGUAAGUUCCUGUACAUACAAGAUGUGCUGCAAUGGAGAGCUCAGGCCACUCCGGACCAUCCUCUGUUCCUUGUUCUCAAUGCCAAGGGCACAGUGGCGAGUACAGCCUCCUGUCUGCAGCUGCACAAGCGAGCAGAGCGGGUGGCUGCAGCACUGAUGGGACGCCUCAACACUGGAGAUCAUGUAGCACUCGUCUACCCACCAGGAAUCGACCUGAUUGCCACCUUCUACGGCUGCCUGUAUGCUGGCUGUGUGCCAGUUACUGUCAGACCCCCGCACCCUCAGAACCUGGCGACCACCCUGCCCACCGUCAAGAUGAUUGUUGAGGUCAGUAAGUCGGUGUGUAUCCUGACCACUCAAGCAAUAAUGAAGCUGCUGAAAUCCAAAGAGGCUGCUGCUGCUGUGGACAUCAAGAGCUGGCCCAUGGUGCUGGACACAGAUGAUCUCCCCAGGAAGAAGAGUCCGCAGAUGUACAAGCCUCCGACCCCAGAGAUGUUAGCUUACUUGGACUUCAGCGUGUCCACAACAGGAAUCUUAGCAGGGGUCAAAAUGUCUCACGCUGCCACCAGUGCCUUGUGUCGCUCCAUCAAAUUGCAGUGUGAGCUCUACCCUUCGCGGCAGAUCGCCAUCUGUCUGGACCCCUACUGCGGCCUGGGCUUUGCCCUCUGGUGCCUGUGCAGUGUGUACUCGGGCCACCAGUCGAUCCUGGUCCCCCCCCUGGAGCUGGAGAGCAACGCUUCUCUGUGGCUUGCUGCAGUCAGCCAAUACAAAGUGCGAGUCACCUUCUGCUCGUAUUCAGUCAUGGAGAUGUGCACCAAGGGCCUGGGUUCGCAGACAGAAGCACUGCGGCUGCGAAAUGUGAACCUGUCUUGUGUGCGUACGUGCAUGGUGGUAGCAGAGGAGAGGCCCCGCAUUGCACUCACUCAGUCCUUCUCUAAGAUCUUCAAGGACUUGGGGCUUUCACCACGCGCAGUCAGCACUACCUUCGGCUGCAGGGUGAAUGUCGCGAUUUGUUUGCAGCCCAACAGGUUAGGGAAACUGGCUGAGCAGGGCACAGCCGGUCCAGACCCCACUACUGUUUAUGUGGACAUGAGAGCUCUACGACAUGAUAGGGUACGCCUGGUGGAGAGAGGGUCGCCCCACAGUUUGCCACUGAUGGAGUCUGGGAAGAUCCUUCCAGGAGUGAAGGUGAUCAUUGCCAACACGGAGACUAAAGGACCCCUGGGAGACUCCCAUCUAGGAGAGGUGUGGGUGAGCAGUCCUCACAACGCCACAGGCUACUACACAGUUUAUGGCGAGGAGGCGCUGCAUGCUGACCACUUCAACACCAAGCUCAGCUUCGGCGACACUCAGACGGUCUGGGCGAGGACAGGCUACCUGGGCUUCCUGCGGCGCACCGAGCUGACGGACGCCAGUGGAGAGCGCCAUGACGCCCUCUAUGUGGUGGGCUCGCUUGAUGAGACUCUGGAGCUGAGGGGAAUGAGGUAUCACCCAAUUGACAUCGAAACCUCUGUAAUCCGCUCUCACAAGAGCAUAGCUGAAUGUGCCGUGUUCACUUGGACCAACCUCCUCGUGGUGGUUGUGGAGCUGGAGGGGUCAGAGCAGGAGGCCCUGGACCUGGUGGCCCUGGUCACCAAUGUUGUCCUGGAGGAGCACUACCUCAUCGUAGGAGUGGUGGUGGUGGUCGACCCCGGCGUCAUCCCCAUCAACUCCAGAGGGGAGAAGCAACGCAUGCACCUCAGAGACGGAUUCCUGGCCGACCAGCUGGACCCCAUAUAUGUGGCUUACAACAUGUGAGGGCCCUGCUGCAGGAGGGUUGCCCCUCCACAUGGCUUUUCACACAACAGGAGACAGCAGGACAGUAAACGUGGGGCUGGUAAUUGUAGCAGGCCCGGGGUCAGUGUGGCUUGUGUUGAGAGAGAAAGCAAGCUCUUCUUUCAGCUCACAGAGGGGAAGUGUGACAGAAACGUGGAUGCAAAACUUCACAGCAAAAUCAAGAGAAAUAAGAGUGACACAAACCUCAUGUCUGUUUCUCCCUGUGAUUUCUUGCCUCAACAAGUAAUGUUUUAAAGAGCGUUUGGUUUUGUUGAAGAGUGUUUUGUAUGUAUGAUGGAGCGUCUGACUCCUUAAACCCAGGGCACCCAAUAGCAGUACAGCAGGUUGUUAAAGGAAGACUGCAGCUCCCUAAGGACCAUUUGUGUAGUGAUUACUCACCCCGUUGUUGUGAAGAAAACUUUGUUUUUCUUGCAUGCCUCCAAUAAGGUUGGGUCCCAUUCACAUUUCAACCAAUAUCGUUUCCUAACGGUACCUUUUGUGGUACUUAACUCUCUCUGUAAUAACAAAAAAAGUAAUUUUCGAAUAAGCUGCCAUGGCGAUGGUGUAGACUUAAACACAAUUCUGCUCCUCUGCUCUUUUCUUAUCACACGUAGAGCUAAUCUUCUGUCUGUCUGUCUGUCUGUCUGUCUGCUUGUUUAUGUGUGUGUGUGUGUGUGUGUGUCUGCUGGUCUAGCAGUACUUAAAUAAUAUAGAAAAGAAAAUACACCAGACACUGAAACUGUUGUGGCAGAUCAGCACUGCAGCGAUACUUUUGGCUUGCUGGGAAGCUUCGCAGCACUUCCAUGUCUUUUCUAAACCCAGCGUUCUCAGCCAGAUGUGCUCUCAGGUACCAGCAUUUGACAUCAAUGGAUUUAAUGGGAGUCGGUACUUGAUAGUACCAACAUAAUUUGCCUGGUACCCUAAAAAGUACCAUAACCCUCGCCCCCACGGUGAAAAUAGAAUUCAAAAUAAGAGAAAGGUCUUGAAGAAUUCAAGUCAUAGAGAGCCGCAUUUAACAACAGCAAUACUAUAUUAAAACACUCACAUAACUCGUGCAGUAUAAUCCAAGUCUCAUUUAUCCAGCCGUAUGCACAGUGCUUCCCAAACACAUGCAUUCUUGCUAAAAAUCUGGCUAUUUUAAACUUUGAUAAAAGUGAAUCUUACCUAUGCUCUCGUCAAAGCCAGAGUCCAUUGACAAAAACAGUAUUUUUACCUCACUGAACACAGGAGGGGCGGCACGGUGGUGUGGUGGUUAGCACUCUCGCCUCACAGCAAGAGGGUUGCCGGUUCGAUCCCGGGCGUGGGAGCCCUUCUGUGUGGAGUUUGCAUGUUCUCCCCGUGUCAGUGUGGGUUAUUUCCGGGCACUCCGGCUUCCUCCCACAGUCCAAAGACAUGCAGAUUGGGGACUAGGUUAAUUGAUAACUCUAAAUUGUCCGUAGGUGUGAAUGUGAGCGUGAAUGGUUGUCUGUCUCUAUGUGUCAGCCCUGUGAUAGUCUGGCGACCUGUCCAGGGUGAAGCGGUUAGAAGAUGAAUGAAUGAAUGAACACAGGAGCUGCUGGUAUACCGCUGCCUCAAUCAGCUAGUUUGUUUGACAGUAACACAAACAGACCAACAAUUGAGGCAGAAGUAGAUCAGCAGCUCCUGUGUUCAGCAAGGUAAAAUUACUGUUUUUGUCAAUGGAGUGUGGCUCUGGAGAGAGCAUAGAUAAGUUUCACGUUCAGUUCUCUGUCAGAAAGGGCUGUUUGUCUGGGAAGUACAGAGCAAAUGACUGGAGAAAUGAGACUUGGAUUAUACUACACGACUUGUGUGCGAGUUUGUGAACUGAUGUUUUAAUUAAGUUUUGCUGUUUUUGAAAGAAUUUUCUGAUUUUGUAUUCUUCGUUCACCAGAGGCAUGCAAGAAAAAGUUUUCUACACAAUUUGAACGUGACUCGGGAUGAGUAAUUGAUAUACAAAUGGUCAUUUUGGGGGUGAAGUAUUCCUUUAAAGGUAUAAUACUACACUGUGCCAUUAACAUAAGUUAAUUUGUCAACCUCCACUAUUGUGAAUGUUAGUUGUUUUUGCCAUCCACUUGUGCCAUAGAACAGGACUGACGCCAACACCCUUAACCUGGUUCAAACGAGCUCUAACAUGUUUUGUGUUCAUAGAGCCUCCUGUGCCAUUGCAGGUUGUAUGCUUUUCAUAGAAACAGUCUAUCCAAUAUACGUUGUCAUUACAUUUAUGGGGGAGCAGCUCUUCAGAUUACAGCUGUGAUCUGAAGUGAACCCUGAUUUUUGUGUUCCAGCUCAGUUCAGAUCAUGUUAUUGCAUCAACAAAGAAGCACACAGCAGUGGUUAGUGUUAUUUGUUGCUCAUCACGGUAGUCCUUUAGUUUGUGGUGUCAGUAAUGGAGCGCAUAGAAAUAAUGUAGUUUGACUCAAUCUCGUUCUUUUCUAAAUCUAAAAUGUGUAAUAUAGUAACUGCUUUAUCUGAACAAAAUGCAAUAUGUGUGAUGUGGACGAUGUUGCUUUGAAUGACUGCAGACAGUAAGUGCCGAUCAUUCGAAGUCGUGAGAUGGCGAGGAAUAUAAUCGUUGCUUGCUAUUAGCAAUGUGCCAAAUGAAAUGAAUUAAGCCUUAAGUGUUUUUUCAGACGCCUGUUCCUAUCCCAGCUCCUGUUUGACUUAAUUUUGUGAAGUUCAUCAGCUGUUGGAUAGGGAGGGAAUAUGCAGAGGAAGGUGAUGUAUGGUAACUCCUGCUCUUAUUGCACCCAAAGUCUGUCAUCUUUUUGGCUAAGAUGAAAAUACUUGAUCGUAACGUCAGCCAUUACAAACACACACUUACUCCAUUAAUAUUUUUUAAUAAUGUCUGUCCCUGUUGUCAGUUGUGUUGAAUGUGUGUUUUAUAGCAAAAGACUGGAAGAAUUUACAGUUGGUAUGGGUCUGAUGCAGAUUGUCCUCGCCUCAUUUUGAGUGCCAUCAGGUUGAAUGAGAGCUGACAAAUGUGAGUUGCAUGUACCGAAUGACGGCAAGUGUCUAAUAUCCUCGUAACACCUUGACCUCCCACCUUAUCACAUUGACUUUGUAAAGAUUCACUUCACUGUAUGUUGCUUCUUUUCUUCUAUGUGCACAUCCCUUCGAAAACAGGCUGCAGCCUGCUGUAAGUAUGUACAGGUUUUGUGUAAAUUAUUAAUAGAUGGAGGAGACGACGACAUAACACAAAGACUGAAUCUGGUAUAUAUGUGAACUUCUCCCUCACAAACGACAAAUUAUUUGAAACGUACUCUCAUGCGUGGACAUUGGGAAGAGACAUGAAAAGCCUUGUAAACAUUUUUAUAGUAUGAAAGAACAGUGGGAACUGGCCACCUCCAGGAUGAGACGAAGCACACUCCGAGCACAAGGAGAAGACAGUUAAGCUCUGGUGACUGCUGAGAUGUCACAUCCUCCAGAGAAAUCUUUUGUUGUUAACAUAUGGAAAGAUACAUUUGUCUGAUAUAUGGUUAGUUGUCAUUAUUUUCAUAACAUGAUUUCUUAAUGAAUAAAAAAGUGCUUUUAACUUGAA